GCCUUGUUUGAAAAAUAAAUAAAUUAAAUCUUGAUAUAGUUGCUUUGCUUUUGCUUCUCUUAAACUGAGUUCCAAGCAAAACCCUUUUCUGUUUUUCCUCUGAUUUCGCUAAGGUCUUCUUUGGGUAGUUUGAGAUUUGAGUUUUUCAUCAUACUAUGUCUUCUCAAUCUUCUAAGGAAUCAGUUCAUGAUUUCACUGUUAAGGUUCAUUUUGGGUUUAAUUCAAAUUUAUACCCCCAUAGAUUCAAUUUAAAUUGUCUUUCAUUUAUCUCACUGGGUUUUGUUUUUUUUUUUUUUGGCUGUUCAGGAUGCAAGAGGGAAUGAUGUUGAUGUGGCAAGAAGUUUGACGAUGGCGAUAAAGUUGUUAGCUUCGUCAUGCGUAAGGAAGGAGAGUUCUGGGGAUUUGUCACCAAGGCCUCAUUAUCCAUCGAUUCCCAAAUACCCAAAAGGGGUUACGGCACAAGAAACGAGCUUGCAGGGAUCAGAGGCGAAAGCUAUGUUUUCAGUGAUGGGGAUGGCAUGUUCGGCCUGCGCUGGCUCCGUCGAGAAGGCUAUUAAGAGGCCUCCGGGAAUUAAGGAAGCUGUUGUUGAUGUUUUGAACAACAAGGCGCAAGUUAUGUUCUACCCAAGUUUUGUUAACGAAGAGAGCAUUCGUGACGCCAUUGAAGAUGCUGGAUUUCAAGCUGCAUUGAUCCAAGACGAGACCGACUAUAAAUCCGUUCAAGUCUGCCGUAUUCGGAUCAACGGAAUGACAUGCACUUCUUAUCGACGGAAUGACAGGCAGCUCCCGGUGUGCAAAAGGUCCAAGUGGCUUUAGCAAACGAAGAAGCACAGAUUCAUCAUGAUCCCAAAAUCAUAACCUGCAAUCAACUCAUGGAGAAAAUAGAAGAGACCGGAUUCGGAGCCGUACUUGUUAGUACUGGAGAAGACAUGAGCAAGAUCAAUCUCCGUAUCGACGGUGUAAGGACGGUUAACUCGAUGAGAGUGCUUGAAAAUUCCCUUCAAGCACUCCCUGGUGUUCAAGCUGUACAAAUAUCCCCUGAACUCAAAAAAAUUGCAGUCUCAUAUAAACCAGCUAUGACAGGACCAAGAAACUUCAUCAAAGUAAUAGAUUCAACAGGUAGUAGCAGGCGUUUUAAGGCAACGAUAUAUUCCGAAGGUGAAGGUGGUGGAAGGGAAUCUCAUAGAAAGGAAGAAAUUAAGCAGUACUUCAGAUCCUUCCUAUGGAGCUUGAUUUUCACUACUCCUGUAUUUUUAACCUCCAUGGUUUUCAUGUAUAUCCCUGGAAUUAAACAUGGAUUGGACACCAAAGAAGUGAAUAUGUUAACUAUAGGUGAAGUCAUAAGAUGGGUGCUAUCAACUCCGGUUCAGUUCAUAAUAGGGAGACGGUUUUACACCGGUUCUUAUAAAGCAUUACGCCAUGGGUCCGCAAAUAUGGAUGUUUUAAUCGCAUUGGGGACUAAUACAGCUUACUUUUAUUCUGUAUACACUGUGAUAAGAGCUGCUUCUUCUCCAGAUUUUGAAGGUACUGAUUUUUUUGAAACAAGUGCAAUGCUUAUCUCAUUCAUUUUACUUGGUAAAUAUCUUGAGGUUUUAGCUAAAGGAAAAACAUCAGAAGCCAUUGCUAAGCUUAUGAACCUUGCAACUGAGACAGCAAUGUUGUUGAGUUUAGAUGAAGAAGGAAAUAUGAUAGGUGAAGAAGAAAUCGAUAGUCGAAUGAUACAAAAGAAUGAUAUUAUCAAAAUCCUACCUGGUGCAAAAGUAGCUUCAGAUGGUUUUGUUUUGUGGGGGCAAAGUCAUAUAAAUGAAAGCUUGAUAACCGGAGAAGCACGACCGGUGGCAAAAAGGAAAGGCAAUACGGUUAUCGGAGAUACGGUUAAUGAGAAUGGAGUAUUGCAUAUUAAAGCAACAAAGGUUGGUUCAGAAAGUGCACUUGCACAGAUUGCUCAUCUUGUUGAAUCUGCUUAAAUGGACAAAGCUCCUGUACAGAAGUUUGCUGAUCGAAUUUCCAAAUAUUUCGUGCCUCUGGUGAGUCAAGUCAAGAGAGUCCUUUUAGGAUUGUUUCCAUAAAUUUGGUUUUAAGCUACUUGUUCUUGUUGUUGUCUUCAACAGGCGAUCAUGCUUUCGUUUUCAACGUGGCUUGCAUGGUUUUUAGCUGGAAAGUUCCAUGGUACCUUGAAUCAUGGAUACCAUCUUCGAUGGAUAGUUUCGAGCUGGCACUUCAAUUUGGAAUUUCAGUGAUGGUCAUAGCUUGUCCAUGUGCCUUGGGGCUUGUAACCCCUAUUGCUGUUAUGGUCGGUACUGGUGUCAGUGCAUCUCUAGGUGUAUUAAUCGAAGGUAGUCAAGCAUUGGAAGGUGCACAUAAGGUAAAUUGCAUUGUAUUCGACAAGAGAGGAACUCUCACGGUCGAAAAGCCGAUCGUUGUUAACACAAGAUUGUUGAAAAACGUGGUGUUACAUGAAUUCUACGAGCUUGUUGCUACAACUGAGGCAAAUAGUGAGCAUCCUUUAGCCAAAGCCAUUAUCGAGUAUGCCAAGAAGUUCAGAGAAGAUGAAGAGAACCCUGCAUGGCUAGAAGCACGUGACUUCGUCUCUAUAACAGGACAUGGAGUGAAAGCCAUUGUUAGGGACAAGGAAAUAAUUGUGGGAAACAAGAGCUUAAUGUUGGAAAACAACAUUGUUAUUCCAGUUGAUGCUCAAGACAUGUUAACCGAAACGGAAUCAAUGGCUCAAACCGGCAUUUUAGUAUCGAUAGAUGGUGAAGUAACGGGAGUUCUCGCCAUAUUCGAUCCAGUGAAACCAGGUGGACAAAAAGUUAUUUCCAUUCUCAAGUCAAUGAAUGUAAGAAGCAUCAUGGUGACUGGUGAUAAUUGGGGAACUGCAAGUUCCAUUGCUAGUCAAAUUAGCAUUGAAACUGUUGUUGCAGAAGCUAAACUCGAACAAAAAGCGAGAAAGUAAAAGAGUUACAAGCGGAAGGUUAUGCUGUGGCAAUGAUAGGGGAUGGCAUCAAUGAUUUGCCGGCACUUGAAGCAACCGAUGUCGGUAUGGCAAUCGGUGCAGGAACAGAUAUUGCAAUAGAGGCAGCUGAUAUAGUUCUGAUGAAGAGUAACUUAGAGGAUGUGAUCACAGCCAUACACCUUUCUAAGAAAACAUUUUCUCAUAUUUGCCUGAACUAUAUUUGGGCAUUUGGGUAUAAUAUGCUUGGGAUCCCAAUAGCUGCAGGGUCUCUAUUUCCACCAACUGGAUUUCGUUUACCUCUAUAGAUUGCUGGAGCUGCCAUGGUUGCUUCCUCUGUCAGUGUUGUUUGCUGCUAACUCUUGUUAAUGUUAGAGUUAGUUAUGAAUUGUUAUUUUGGUGCAAUAGUUGUUAAGCCGUUAAGGGAAAGUUAGUCAGUAGCAGUUCUCUAUAAAUAACAGUUGUAAAGUUCAAAGAAAAGCUGGAUAUGAAAUACACAGUAUACUAUCUCUUUCAUU
This is a messenger RNA of Gossypium arboreum, 3471 nucleotides long. RefSeq names its product probable copper-transporting ATPase HMA5. Lineage: Eukaryota; Viridiplantae; Streptophyta; Magnoliopsida; Malvales; Malvaceae. The transcript has 2 exons. Gene Ontology annotation, molecular function: metal ion binding. The record is from RefSeq and is a predicted model, not a curated record. The coding region runs from base 349 to 816 and encodes 155 amino acids.